This is a messenger RNA of Beta vulgaris subsp. vulgaris (sugar beet), 746 nucleotides long. RefSeq names its product protein CNGC15b-like. The coding region runs from base 1 to 699 and encodes 232 amino acids. NCBI's taxonomy places the organism in Eukaryota, Viridiplantae, Streptophyta, Magnoliopsida, Caryophyllales, Amaranthaceae. The record is from RefSeq and is a predicted model, not a curated record. The transcript has a single exon.
AUGCAGGUUCCACUAUUUGAUAAAUUGGAUGAUCAGACCUUAAAUGCGAUCUGUGAGAGACUGAAGCCCACAUUAUACACCCAAGGCAUGUAUCUACUCUGUGAGGGCGAGCCUGUGGAUGAAAUGUUCUUCAUUAUGCGAGGGCAUAUGUACUCCUACACAACAGAUGGUGGGCGGGUUGGGUUCUUCAACUCAUCAAAGCUCGGUGCAAAUGGUUUUUGUGGGGAGGAAGUAUUGACUUGGGUGUUAGACAACAGGCAACAAAGCAAUACUAUCCUCCCAUGCUCGACGAGAACUGUAAAGGCGAUAUCUGAUGUCGAAGGGUUUAGUCUGGAAGCCAAGGACCUUAAGUUCAUCGCAUCGCAGUUUAGGAAGAUGCAUAGCAGAGAGAUUAGAGAUAGACUCAGAUUUCACUCUCAGCAGUGGAGGACAUGGGCUGCUUGCUUCAUUCAAGCAGCUUGGCAUAGGUAUAAGAGGGACAAAAAUCAAUCGAAUGAAGAAGGUAUUGACGAUGAUAAGCAGGAAGAACAAGAAGAACAACAGCAGAAUUUGAGUGUACGCUGUUUGUCUUGCAACUUUCCUAGCACAGGUUAUGCAGACAUGGACGUUUUUAUGCCGAGGCCAGAUGCUGGGAUUGAAGUGUAUGCUGCUCGCCUUUUGGCUGAUAAGAGGAGAAGUGCAAGUGACCGUUAUGGGUAGAUUAUGAGCUCAUACUUCUUGUAAUGUAGUUGUGCAAAAAGUGAACA